Molecule: messenger RNA, 2971 nt
Organism: Polistes dominula (European paper wasp)
Lineage: Eukaryota; Metazoa; Arthropoda; Insecta; Hymenoptera; Vespidae
Gene: INTS7
Product: Integrator complex subunit 7
Biological process (GO): snRNA 3'-end processing
Cellular component (GO): integrator complex
Source: RefSeq, a predicted model, not a curated record
AUAUGUUGUGAUAAAAAUUUGAUAAAAAUGAAUAUGAUAGGAAUGAGAAUGAAUGCUUUUAAUGAUUCUGGACUCGGAGAACCCGAACAAGAUGCUAAUAGUGCCCUUAUUGAAUUAGAUAAAGGCUUGCGGUCUAAUAAAAUAGGUGAACAAUGCGAAGCAAUAGUCCGUUUUCCUCGGUUAUUUGAAAAAUAUCCAUUUCCAAUACUGAUAAAUUCAUCUUUGCUGAAAUUGGCAGAAGUAUUUCGUAUGGGUAGUAAUUUUCUAAGAGUUUGGGUUCUUAGAGUAUGUCAGCAAAGUGAAAAACAUUUGGAUAAAAUAUUAAAUGUUGAUGAAUUUGUUAGACGUAUCUAUAGCGUUAUUCAUUCCAAUGAUCCAGUAGCUAGAGCUCUUACCUUACGUACUUUAGGUAGUGUAGCAGGAAUAAUACCUGAAAGACAACAGGUUCAUCAUAGUAUAAGAAGAUCUUUGGAUUCUCAUGACUCAGUCGAAGUAGAAGCUGCUAUAUAUGCUGCUCAAAUGUUUGCAGCACAAUCCAAAUUAUUUGCUGUAUCAAUGUGUAGCAAAAUUUCGGACAUGAUCAGAGGUCAAGCAACGCCAGCUUCUAUGAAAUUACAGCUUAUACCUAUUCUCCAAUAUAUGCACCAUGACACAUUCACUGCAUCAAUGGUAAAUGAAUUAUGUAUGGAACUUCUUGCCAGUUAUCCUGCGGUGGAAUUUGUGAGAGUAACACUGAGCGCGCUGAGCACUUUAGCUUCUGCUACAUUAAUAGAUAUUCCAGAACAAGUUGUAUUGCUUUUACGAUAUCUUCAUGACGACCCUCGGUUAUCUAUUAAACGCCAUGCUUUACAUUUACUUCAUACUCUUGCAAGACGUGGUGCACAUUUAUGGCCGUUAGGUGCUCUUAAUAAUUUGAUUGAAAGUACUACAAAAUUAUUACAAGAUGGUACUGGAAAUACAGAUCUUUUAGUUCGCACGUUAGAUGUAAUAGAGGUAUUAAGUCAAAGUGCUAUUACGUGCGAUGCUAAUAUGGACGAAGGUAGCCCACUUUUAUCCCUCUGCGUAAAUGCUUGUUAUUCUCCAGAUCCUUUCGUUGCUGUCAAAGCUGUAACUAUAUUAUCAAGAGUUGUAUGUUAUUGCUAUGAGGAGGGAUUACCAACAUUUGCCACUCAAGAUCUUGUAUCCUGUUUGGAGUCAUUGAUUAUUUUAUUAGCCUUAGAUGACAAACAUUUACAUCAACUUAAAGCUUGUCUACGUUCAACGGUAAAACUGUGCCAUGCACAACCUAGUCAUUGUCCUGUUUUUGUUGAUGCUAUUGGAUCUACGCUUAUUAGCACUAGCGCAGAAAAUGGACAAAGCGAGAAACAAGCAGUCGCAUUAUGCGAAGCUUUAGGAGCAAUUGGAAGUUUAGGAGAAAAUAUAUUACUACCACUUUUGCCUGAUGUAUUAAUAAAGCUUAAACAAACUUUACAUAUGCAUACAAAGGUAAUGUUGUGCACAUUGCUUUUCCAAAUGAUAGCAGGUGGAUACGAAUGGAAUUCCGAAUGUUUGAAAGCUAUAGAAGAUACAGUAAAAAGUGUCGAUGGUUGGUCUAAAUAUCGAAUUGCAAGAGGUGCUGCUAGAUAUGGUCAUCAUAUAGUUGCAACGCAAAUAUUCAAGAGUUUAAAGGAAGCUGUUGCAUCCGAACAACUUCACUUUUGGUUAUCAGGAUUGGAAUUAGUUACUAAAGCAGAAAGUUUUCUUAUGGAUAAUAUUGACGCAAUGGAUACUUCAAAGAAAGUGGACAUUGUUGAAAAAUUAAAUGCUUCUAUCGCACACUACGCAAGUGCUUGUGCAUCAUUGAAAGCUGCUAGUACACCUUUACGUAGUCUACAAUUUGCCAGUGAAUAUGCAAAAUUGCGUUGCGAAUUUUUACAAGCUGCGGUACAACUCUUACAUUCUUGCAGAUCUUUAUGUACUGCACCGCCACCUGCUAUCGCAUGCACAGUAGUUCUAGCAACAAAAGAUGAUCUUCAAAGGUACGGGCGUGUAACUUUACAGCUAAGAAAAUCAGUCCAAGAGUUGAAGAUAUGUGCUGAAAAUUAUCAGAAAUUGUAUCAAUCCGCUUUCGAUGCAGAUCCUGGUUCCUUAGCAAAUAUUAGAGCUUUGCAAGAAAUGUGUUGUUUAAUGGGAAAUAGUGUGGAACGAAUUUGCGGUGGAUCAACCAUAUGCAUGUAUCAACAAAACGAAGUGAAUUUUGAUUUCGGCGGAACGGUAGAAAUGCGUCAAUUGGCUCGUUAUUGUACAGAGUUGCGUCGUCUUUCACCACCAUGGGUGGGUGAAGGAAAAGCAGGUGGUAUUAGUCACGUAAGGGUUGGCUGUAUAAUAUCGCAAGUUAUGUUACUUGGUGCUGGAAAUAUGAGACUACCUAUUCCACGUUACUUCUUCCAAGCUUUACAAGCUACAAGCGUCAAACUUUCGGUGUCACCACAACCUCGAGUACUGGGAGAACCAGUUUCCGUACCCCAGGGUAGUCAAUUAGCAUUAAAGGUCGAGGGUGUGCUGCGACAUGGUAAACGCGCAUCUUUAUAUCGUUCAGUCUCAGCUGUGUGCAUUUCUAUAUCCACUACGCCUCCUUCCAAAAUCAAUUCGGAUCAAAAAGAUACUAACAUGAACGAGCUGCAUCAAACGGUAACACCUCAUCGCGACUUUUUCGCUUGUGAAUUUUUACUAUCUCUCGGAAGUGUACCAGUUUCGACUGUAGGAGGUGCAGGUACCUCAACCAAUACCGGCAAUUCGCAACUCGGUGGUGGUCAAUAUCAAGUAACAGCAAGUGCAAGUAUAUUAGACAAAGAUGGCAACGUUUGGAAGUGCGGACCACGUUCUACUCUUCAAGUGCGAGUGCACGAGGAACCCAUGAAGAGAAAAUUACCAUAGUGACACAAAUUAAUAUUAAUAUUUAAGUAAAUUAUGUAAUUACAUUAUACAACUU